UCUUCCGCAUUCUUCAAAAUGAGUUCAAGACUUGCAGUAAUCACUUUUAUUUUCAAUUUAUUGCUGUUUGCAGAGUUCACGCGAUUUACAAGUGGCAUCACGCAAUUGUCUUUCAGGUCGGUAAAUUCGCGCUUCAACACGCGCUAUUUCUCGAACUUCACCACGCAGCUCGUUAACGGCACGGUCUUUAAUGACUGCCAACUCAUUGAACGUUUGGAUCCCGGCGUACGCUGUCAUUUGGAAUUUCAACUGCGCAUUGCUAAUUCUAAGAUUUAUCAGUCACUUUUCGAUUUUGAUAUCGAUGUUUGUGGCACGAUAAUAGCGCUUAAAGAUCACUUUCUUAAGAGUUGGUAUCGCAGCCUUCUGAAGUACGGUAAUUUUAUGGAGAAUUGUCCGUUUCAUCCCGAUCAUUACUAUUUGAAUGGUUGGCAAUUGGACCCGGCAUUGUUUCCUAAAUAUCUUUAUCCUGGUGAUUACAAAAUCAUCGCAUUUAUUUAUAAUGGACAGUAUAAAAAGAAAAAUAUGGAUUUCGUGUUGGAACUUCAGUUGGAAGCCACUGUGCUGUGAAGUUUAGGGAAUGAAAUGAAGCAAUAAAAUAAUCGCAA
Molecule: messenger RNA, 605 nt
Organism: Bactrocera dorsalis (oriental fruit fly)
Lineage: Eukaryota; Metazoa; Arthropoda; Insecta; Diptera; Tephritidae
Exons: 2
Coding region: 19-567 (182 amino acids)
Source: RefSeq, a predicted model, not a curated record